Messenger RNA from Adineta ricciae, 3102 nucleotides. NCBI's taxonomy places the organism in Eukaryota, Metazoa, Rotifera, Eurotatoria, Adinetida, Adinetidae. The record is from the annotation of a GenBank genome assembly.
AUGAAGACAAAAAGCAAACAUACGACGAACGAAAUCGAAUUCAAAAUCUGGCAAUUUUUAGCGUUGACCAUUGCUGCUAGUGCCUGUGUAAUUGCUCUCGGGCCAUUGACUCUUCAAUAUCGAUCAACGAAAUGCGAUGUUAUCUAUGUCGAGAAAGUCGUUACGCCUCCAAAAUCGAAUACUUCUCAAACAGCAUCCAAUUCUCAUGGAAGAUAUGUUCGUGAUAUCAAUCGACAAGAACAAUGUCCAGCAAUUCCACCCAUGUGUAGCGCAACGUCAACCGUACCAACAAUACCAACUGCUUCAACAGUGUCAACCACCCGAUCUACGCCAAGCACACCUAAAGUAACACGUCCAGUAAUCACGACCUCUCCAACAACACAACGAACAACAACACCAGACCCAUGGCCGAACGGCACUCGACCAUAUUCAUCGUGGCGUUUACCAGUAUUUGCAACACCUACCGACUAUACAUUGAAUAUUGCUUGUCCGGAUUGCUUUGCGCUUAUUUCAAACUUAACAUCGAUCACAUUCACCGGUCAAGUGACAAUCAAUAUCAGUCUAAGUGAACAAACCAAUUUCUUGGUUCUUCAUUCCAAAAAUUUGAAUAUUACCGAAGCGAAAUUAACAGCUGGUGGUUCUAACACAGCAACAGUUACGUAUUUGUCCGACACGGAUAUGGUUUAUUUGCGGUUUCCUGCACAAAUUCCAGUGGGUUCGAUAACUUUGGAAAUUACUUAUACGGGAAAAAUCAACGAACGAGAUCAAACCGGAUUCUAUCGCGAAAUGUUCUGGAAAUCAGUUGGUGAAAUAAGCUAUUUAUUAGCUUCCAAUUUUCAACCAAUUCAUGCGCGACAAGCUUUUCCAUGCUUCGAUGAACCAAGUAUGCAAGCAAGUUUCACCUUGACACUUGAGCAUCCUAAUACCGCCGUUGCACUAUCGAAUCUUCCCACACAAGCAACUUCUGGGACGACGACAACAUUUGCCAAAACAUAUCCGAUGAGUACUUAUUCCUUAGCCUGGGCUAUUCUGCCUAUCGAUGAAUUUCCAGUGGUCACGCAAACGAUUCAAGGUGUUACAGUCAAUGUUCGUGUUCGACCAGAAUUACUCGGCGCAUCAAAUGCAAACCUAGAUUGGACAUUCGAUGUCGUUAAUAAAACAUUUCAGUUUAUUCAAGAGUAUACGAAUGUGACAACUACGGACUUUAUAACUAAACUUGAUUUGAUUGGCGUACCCGAUUUAAUUCUUGACGAAAAAGCUUCGGCAUCGUGGGGCUUAAUAACAUUCCGUGAAGAACUUCUCACCACAGAUGUGAGCUUGAAUUCUGCAGAACGACAACAAACAACCACGAAAAUUCUUGUUGAACAUCUUUUACAACCUUGGUUUUCAACUGCAGAUUGGUGGGACAACAUUUGGUUUGGUAAAUCUCUCUCAAUAUUUCUCGCAUACAAAGCAAUCGAUGCAAAGUAUCCAGAUUUUCAAUUAAUGGACCAAUUUCCUAUUCGUGAAAUGAUGCCAUUGAUGAUGGAUGAUUUCAAACCAAGUAUCUGGCCUGUUUCUGAGCAGAAUUUAACAAACAAUCAGCAAAUUCUUGAUUAUUUAUCGACACAUAUCUAUAGCAAAGGUGCUUCACUUCUUCGUUUACUCGAACAUAUCUGCGAAGCUGAUGUGUUUCAAACAGCUGUUACGAGUCUUCUCUCAAUAACAAAUAUGUCGGACAUUUUACCAACAUUCUAUUCGAAUUUUAAUCUGAGUUCAGUAGUAAAUACGAAUGUUACCGCUGAGGAAUUUCUUCGUUCUUGGUUGGAAGAACGAAAUUAUCCGAUUUUAACCAUUGAUGUCAUUCCCAAUAAUGUCACAGAUAAAAACACAACCUUGAUUUUCCGUCAAGCACGAUAUUUUGGUUCAGCAGAACUAGAUUCCAGUUCAUUGGAUAUCAAUUAUAAAUGGAAAAUGUUUGUUGAAUGUGAUCUCGGUGGUUCGAAUGACAAUAAUAAUUUCAAUUUAACAGCUGAUGUGGAUAAAUCAAGAAUCAAAUUUAUCCUCGAAUCAUCGACAGAAGUCGUUCAAAUCUUAGAUAAAGAAUAUCUCUGGAUUAAAUGUAAUAAAGAUUUCUAUUCAUACCAAGUUACUGAAUAUGUCUUAGAGAAUGAUGAUCCACAUGGUAUUUGGCAACGUUUAGAAUUGUUGUUUCAAAAUGAUGAAAUCUUCUCCGUCCGUUUUCUGUUUGACGAUCCAGCGGGAAAUUACUUACCUUGGUCAGUGUUUGUUUGGCAUUGGAAUUAUCUAAUGGGCGUGGAAGAACAUUCCUCAUUCUUCUGGAAUUUCAAAUCGUUUGCAACUCGUCAAACAUUAGCUCCAUUCAGUAGGGAUAUCAACAACAUUGUUACUAUUGGAACAACACACCAAGACAAAUUGAUCAAGUCACUGCUGUUCGAGUUACUCUGCCGUGUUCAAAAUCCCGAUGCAUUGUACAAAGCAUCUGAACUCUUUCACCGCAUUCCGGAGAGCUAUUUCAUGAAUUCCACCGGUGUUGUCAACGUUGAUCCCAAUUUGCUCGCCACAGUCAUUUAUUAUCAUAUACAGAAUACAAACGAUGUGGAUGAUUGGGAUAACCUUUGGUAUUAUUUUACAGAAAAUGAAGCGACUACGAGCCAGCAACGAAGCACAAUCCUUCGAGCUCUUGGUGCUUCGAAAGAAACAUGGCGAUUGAAAAAAAUCUUGGAGCAAGGUUUUGAUACUAAAUCAAAUAUAAUUGAAACACAGGAAUUCUUUGAUUUAAUUAUCACCAUUAGUCAAAAUCCGGUUGGACGAGAUAUUGUUUGGAAUUUCUAUCGUCAUAAUUAUCGAGAUUUACUGGCAACUUACGGUGAAACAAAUCGUUUGUUUAAUCAAUUGAUAACAAAUAUUGUACAAACAUUCGAGAAUGAAUACUAUUACUUACAGAUGCAAAAAUUUGUCAACGAAUUUCCAAGUUCAUCGCAAUAUCAAAAACUAGCAAGCGAUCAAAUUAUAAUCAAUUUCAUCUGGUUGCUCGAUGGAAUGGCUGAGAGUCUUGACGGAGCCGUCUCAGCAGGUGAUCGAAUUACUCGAAAAGACUAA